UAACGUAGCUAGAGAAAUCUGCCAGGGAGGGGGCUGAAGAACAAAACAAUGACACGGCUCGGAAGGAUUUAAAAACAGCAACACUUUUUAAAAGACUUUUAAACGUAGUCGAAUCGCGGAUUUCCCUCCCGUUUUACGUGCAAGAAGUCGCGGAUACCCGAGCUUUUGACAUCGACUGGCUGUUGUUUUUGUUGAUAUGUUACACCUCAGUUGACAGACUGGAGGCUAGCUGCUGGUGUGAACGGCUCUGAACUGUUGAGGCUUACUCACUCGCAAAUAACAGCUUUCUUUGGGGGAAAAGUUCAAACUAUCAGUCGAAGCCAGCUAGUCGUAAGCUAAGUAUUCUUCCUUUGGAUCAAUCGAGUUAGCCUGUGAGCUGUUUGCGGUCAGUUUGCUAGCUAGCCUGUUGUUAGCAUCAACAUUUGCACAUUCAUCUUUUCAGGGAGAGUUCAUUGUGUUGGUUGUUUCUGAGUAUCUGCACUUAUUUCUGUAGUAUUUCAGAGUUUUAUAUGCUGACCUUAAAUAUAUUGAACGUUGCAACAAAUAGCGAACUUUGAUGCACGAACAAGAGAAUUGUUAUUAGCAAAGACACACCAAGUGUAGCUAAACUCGACAUUUUUUUAAAAAAAAUCUUGAUUCGCUAUUACUGUCAUUGUAAAAGCCUUUGAAGUGUUAAUAUUUUGUGUCUAAAUUAUAUUUUUUUGUGGAUGUGUUGUUAAAGUGAAAUUAUUAGUUCUCUUAAACAUGCAGCUGUUUUAAGCUAACUUAGUCACUGUUUUUCAGCAGUACAGUUGUCAGUAUUACGACAUUUUGUGCAUUUUAAUUAUUGGACAUUACUGGUGCUGCUGUCAAAGCUGGUCCAAUAAGCACUGCUUCUUUAUUUAACUUCACCUUGUGUGAAACGAUGAGUGGGCAUGGCUCAUCUUCUGAAAAGGGAGUCAACACUAGCCUGAUAUGUCAAGAAAGUUAUGCCUGUGGUGGCUCUGAAGAAGCUGCUUUUGAGUGUGAUGAAUGCAGAAGCUUGCAGUGUGUUCGCUGUGAGCUUGAGCUCCACAGUCAGGAACGCCUGAAGAACCAUGAGCGAGUUCAGAUAGGUCCUGGCCACGUCCCAUACUGUGACAACUGUAAAGGAGGUAAUGGAGACAGUGGCAAGAGGCAUAGAGCUGUGGUUCGCUGCCAGAACUGCAAAGUUAACUUGUGUCAAGACUGCCAGAAACGCACCCACAGUGGAGGCAACAAGAAGAAACACCAGCUCACCUCUUAUCCUCCACCACCCAAACCAGCAGGGGUUAACUCUGCACAGACUUCUGCUCCACCCGCUGUCCAAAAUGCUGAUGACACCAAAUCUCAGCAUGCAAAACUUUUGGAGAGGGUUUCCAGCUUUCUUCUAGUUGAUGAGAAUGAAGAAAUGCAAAUAAAAGAUGAAGCUUCAUUUCUAAAGAAGCUGAACUGCAACCCAGACCAGCUGCUGAAGGUGGUAUCCAUCUUUGGAAACACUGGAGAAGGGAAAUCUCACACCUUGAACCACACAUUUUUCAUGGGGAGAGAAGUGUUCAAGACAUCUCCCACACAGGAGUCGUGCACAGUGGGUGUGUGGACGGCCUUUGACCCCAUCCAUAAAGUUGUGGUGAUUGAUACAGAGGGGCUCCUUGGGAACAGUUCCAAACAGGGCCAGAGAACCCGUCUCCUCCUCAAGGUGCUCGCCAUCUCUGAUCUCAUCAUUUAUCGAACCCAUGCGGACCGUCUCCACGACGAUCUCUUCAAAUUUCUCGGUGAUGCCUCUGAAGCUUACUUGAGGCAUUUCACUAAGGAGCUGAAGGCCACAACAGCUCGCUGCGGUCUGGAUGUCCCACUGUCCACUUUGGGUCCUGCGGUUGUCAUCUUCCAUGAAACAGUUCACACUAAGUUACUAGGUUCAGAUAAGUCAUCCGAGUCAGUAGAUCGGCUGCUGUUGGAGCGCUUCAAGAAGGUCUCUCGUUUCCCAGAAGCCUUUAGUUCUGUUCAGUACUGGGGCACACAGACCCUCAACCCCCCUACUGACUUCUGUGGCCUGCAGAAUAAACUGGAGCAGCUCUUGGAUAACAACGCCACCCGCUCCCCACGCACACCGGUUGUCAUCUUCAAAGCCCUACAGGCGCUGAGCGAGCGCUUUAAUGGGGAAAUUGCAGAGGAGCUGGUAGCUCACAGCUGCUUCUUUCCUGAUGAGUACUUCACCUGUUCCAGCAUAUGCCUCAGUUGUGGAUCUGGAUGCAAGAACAGCAUGAAUCAUUUAGGAGAAGGAUUGUGCCAUGAGGCAAAACAUCGCUGUCGUUACUCUGCUCAGUAUGAUAAUCGCAUUUAUACCUGCAAGGCUUGCUACGAAGGAGGAAAUGAGGUCAUAGUUGUCCCAAAGACCUCUGCCUCCUCAGAUUCUCCAUGGAUGGGCCUUGCCAAAUAUGCCUGGUCUGGGUAUGUUAUUGAAUGUCCCACCUGUGGAGUGAUCUAUAGAAGCCGUCAAUACUGGUACGGGAACCAAGACCCAGUGGACACGGUUGUCCGCACUGAGAUCCAACAUGUAUGGCCAGGGUCAAAUGGCUUUUUAAAGGACAAUAGCAAUGCAGCACAGCGUCUUCUGGAUGGAGUCAACCUAGUGGCUCAGUCUGUGUCAGAGCUCAGUGUUAAACCUGCCAAGGCCGUCACCUCUUGGCUGACUGAUCAGAUCGCCCCGGCCUACUGGAAACCCAACUCCCUCAUCUUGGUGUGCCAUAAGUGUCACACAGUCUUCCAGGACAACGACACCAAGCAUCACUGCCGUGCCUGUGGGGAGGGUUUCUGCGAUGGCUGCUCUUCUAAAUCUGCACCCGUUCCCGAGAGAGGCUGGGGUCUCGCCCCUGUCAGAGUGUGUGAUGUCUGCUUUGAACAAAGAGCUUCUUAUGCAGAGGUGAUUGAAGCAGAGCUUGAGGAGGAGGAAGGUGGAAACCUCGCAAGGAAGGUUGGAGAAGCAGUGACAAACACCAUAGGGGUCGUGGUCACUGCUAUUGACAUCCCACUUGGUUUAGUGAAAGAUGCAGCCCGUCCUGCCUACUGGGUGCCUGACCAGGACAUCCUGUCCUGUCACAACUGCCAGCGCGACUUCACUGCCAAGCUGUCCAAGCACCACUGCCGCGCCUGUGGCCAAGGAGUGUGCGAUGACUGUUCCCCGGAGCGCCGUCCGGUUCCGUCGCGGGGCUGGGACCACCCUGUGCGCGUGUGCACCAGCUGCAACCAGAAACCCGGGGAACUUUAACAGGGAUGGCCUUCCUUCCUCAGAUCACCAGAGAGAACCGAUGGCUCACUCAGCUCGCAGUCUGUCACUGCUAUACCUCUGUUACUACAAAGGUUCUGUCUUGUAUCUGUGGCAAGGAAGCUUUAGUCAGACAUAGGACAUUUAGCAGAUUUGGGAUUUCAGAGUUCCUGUGGCCUUUUAGAACAGCCAGAAUAUGUGAGUUACUUGAUCGAGUGUGAGGUCGACAUUUCCACUCAGAUUAACUGAGUGAAUAUUUUGAUUCUUAUUGACACAAAUCCCAAAUUCUCUGUUACAUAAGGCUGUUGAGCUAUUUUUCUACUAUCGAAAAAUAUAAAAAAAAAAUAUGUAUCAUUUAAAAAUAUUAGAUAGCUGAGAACCCUGUGGGGUUGGUUUGAUUAGGUUUUAGUAAUCCUUAUCAUUGAGCAUUGUUUUUCUGAUGUCGUAUUGUAAUGGCAAGGAGAAAUUUUAUAUCCAUGCAGAUAUACCUGCAGGUUCCUUUGCAUGCUGUAUUGCAACAUUUUAGUUUUUGCACUAAGCCUUUUUUCAGCUGUUAUAGGCUGUUGCUUACAAUGGCCAAAAUCCAGAUAUCCAGGUGAUUAACCAGUACGUCAUCAGUCCUGCACUGAGUUAAAAAUCUCCAGUAGUUCUAGUGAGGCGGAUAUCUGGUGUGCCAAAAAUCAUUCAGGUCACUGUGUCUGUGCUUGUAUAAUGUUAAUAUUUGAUCAUGUACUUCGUGGUUGUAUGAAGACAUAGAGCUACGUAUGUUAGAGGAGUGUACAAUUGAAAUGUGGAAGAUUAUUUAUGUACUGAAGAUGAAAUAAAAGUACUUAGCAUUAUUUUUUAGCACUCUGGCAUGCAUGAUAGUUUGACAGAGAUUCAUGGCCUUUUAUUUAUUCAGAGGGCAGUCUCUGAAUAAACCUCACAAUCUCUACCAAGCGGCAUUUUCUGUGUACACGUCAUAAAAGUUAUGUAUUUCAUGUCUCAGCUUUGUUUUCAUGACACAUUAAAUUGUUUUCUAAGUAUUUAUAGACACUCAAAUUUGUCUUCAGAGCACUUACCUUCACACCUCCAGGUCCGUAUAUGACUGGAUAAGGACUCCUGACAAACUAAACACAUUUUUGUUGUUUUGGAGCUUCACAGUUGUUUUCAUCUGUUAUUGAACUAUGUUGUAUUUUUUUUUCCAAGUAUAAUUGCUGUUUAUGCUUGACAUUAGUUACUGUAUUAAUAUUUAUAUACUUUGUAGUGACUGUAUGUGAACCACCCUUUUUUCUCCAUGUUGUUGGUCAAAUGUGACAGUUGGCAGGAUGCUGAAACACAUUUAGUUACCGAGAGCUUUAAUUUUUCAAAAGUACAUCUUGCAUCAUUACUAUUUUUUAUGACUUUGUAAUGACAUCAUCACAUCCAGAAAGCAUACAAAGCACAAGGUGAUGCCUUUUAACUCAUAUGGGUGUAUUUUAUUGUUAAAAUGAAAAUGUCUUUGUUGCUUGUAAGCUAUGUAGAUAAAGUUACAUCUCCCUUUGCCCCUUAAGUGGAACUAUUGGUUAUGAUGUCUGGGAAGAUGUUGUGUCUACCUUGUCUCAGAAUAGAUUUAUGCGUCUGAACAUUGCAUCAUACACACCCUCCUCUCAAACGCAAAUAUUGCACAGAAUAUAAUAGGAAAUAGAUCAUGUCAGAUUACUUGUACUGGAGUUCAUUCCCAUGCAAAUGUGUGCAGCGUGUUGGUUCAGAUAUCUUUUGUGGUGUUUGAGGGAUACCUUUCCUGUUCAGUGUUUUUGAGUAUGUCGAGUGCUAUCAUCAACACUCCUCACCUACAAAUCAAACAGGAAUGACUCAUGAAUUUUAAACUAAUGGAAAUAUAACCUAACUUGAAACAUUUAUGUGCGGGUACCAAACUGGUGGAAGAUUUGCAUAAGAUUAAAGAUGUAUCAGAUCCCAUCUGUCAAAAUGUAAUCUGAAAUUGC
Messenger RNA from Sphaeramia orbicularis (orbiculate cardinalfish), 5226 nucleotides. Its product is annotated as zinc finger FYVE domain-containing protein 1-like. The record is from RefSeq and is a predicted model, not a curated record. The transcript is spliced from 11 exons. Gene Ontology annotation, molecular function: phosphatidylinositol-3-phosphate binding; phosphatidylinositol-3,4-bisphosphate binding; zinc ion binding. Gene Ontology annotation, biological process: lipid droplet formation. Lineage: Eukaryota; Metazoa; Chordata; Actinopteri; Kurtiformes; Apogonidae. Gene Ontology annotation, cellular component: lipid droplet. The coding region runs from base 905 to 3265 and encodes 786 amino acids.